AUGGGAAAGCCACUUGUUCUGGACGGAUCCUCCAACUGCCGUUUGGUUGCGGAAAGCAUUCAGGCCGCCAUAGAAGAUCCUCAUAUUGAUCGACUGAUUGUCUCUGGAAUCGACCUUGAAUGCGAGAUUGCCUCCUCUUUGCUGGUACUCUUCAAACACAGAAUUCAUCCAUGGGCGGAAAUUGUGGUUCGAAAAUGCAUCGGUCCUAUUCAUGGUUUAUUGACAUUGAUUCUGGAAGAGUCCAAAGCAUCUGUCGACGUGCUGCAACUAGACAACACCGUUGGGAAACUCGGUGUCUCAGGCGCAAUUCGCAGGGGACUGUCUAAGAACAGAGAUUUGUGUAAAGUGAAAGAAAUAGCGCUUACAAACUCUCGCCUAUCGGCAUGGAUAAUGGAGGACCUAAUGACCGGUAUCUGCACUCACACUGGCAUUCGAAAUCUACUCUUCAUUGCAUGUGAGUUUAUACCUUCAGCCGCAGCAAUACUGUCGCGAGGCCUAAAAUAUUCACCACAUGUUCAAGACUUGAGUUUGUAUGGGUCUAAAAUUGACGACUAUGAUCUCGCAUCGGUCGUUGAUUCAUGCUAUAAUUUGACUUCCAUCGACUUGGGACAUACGGAUUGUGGACCCAAGACCAUUUCUCGACUCGGCUUUCUCUUGGAUUCUUCUCGAAAAAGUUCUAAUUGUAAACUGACGUCUCUUGAUAUCAAUUGCCAUCGCCAUCUUGGGACUUCCACUCCGUCGGGUACAGAUCUGACAGCACUUUUUCGAGGACUGACACAAAAUUCCACGGUGAAGCACCUUGACAUCACAUCCCUACCACUGAACGAUAAAUCAGCAGAAUGCCUGGUCACUUGUCUGCAUAAUAACGUUACGUUGGAAUCAAUGGUGCUGACUGACUGUGGUCUCUCGCAAGUUUCCAUGACGUUGAUCCUUGAGAAUCUUGCCAAUUUUGCUGGGAUGCGAAGAUUAUACAUGGACGGGCGACACAACCUCGGCCUUUAUGGCAGACAGCAAUGGACGGAGCUAGCAACCGAAGCACUGAGUACAAGGAAUCUACUUUUGGAGGCCCUUUAUUUGCCGCCGGCAUUUGAUUUUUACCGAGCUGAGAUGGACCAGUUGUUGGAUAGGAAUCUUGCAGGACGACGGAUACUUUUGAGCGAUGGGAUGUGCAAGACAUCACCGACACUUCAAAAUCCAUCAGCAGUAUGGUCCCACGUGCUGGAACGGGUCAACAAAGUAGCCCUACCUGAUGGAUGUAAACGUAAUCCUCCAAGCAAGGCAGCACGACGAGCCGAUAUGACAUACUACAUGCUGCGACAACGCAUUAUGUUGGAGAACUGA
Cylindrotheca closterium is the source of this 1341-nucleotide messenger RNA. The record is from the annotation of a GenBank genome assembly. Lineage: Eukaryota; Bacillariophyta; Bacillariophyceae; Bacillariales; Bacillariaceae.